UUUUUGGUCUCUGUCUGGGGAAUUAAAGGUCAUUUUCUUAGGGUUUACUUUUUUUUUCUUUUUAAUUUAAUUGGUUGUCAUUUAUGAAUAAAUGGAAUGGUUGGUGAUGAGAAAAAGGUUGCGUCUUUGAAGAGACUCUAAAAAUCAGAAAUUUGCUAAAAGUUUGAAGCUUUGUGGGUAUUGUUGGUUGAAUUAUUGGAGUUUUAUUCAAAGAUGGAUUUGAAUAGUAAGGAGAAAGUUGAAGAAGUGUCCAAAUUGGAGGGGAUAGGUGGAGUUAGUAAUAACAAUAUGGAAUCGAAGAGUCUUCGAAGCAUUAGUAGCAAAGAUAUGAUAUUCAGGGCUGACAAAAUUGAUCUGAAAAGCUUGGAUGUUCAAUUGGAAAAGCAUUUGAGUCGCGUUUGGUCGAGCAAUUUAGAGAAACAAAAUCAACAAAGGCCUAAGGAAGUAUGGGAGAUUGAUCCUUUAAAGUUGGAAAUAAAGUAUCUUGUAGCUAAGGGAACCUAUGGUACCGUUUAUCGUGGUACCUAUGACAAUCAAGAUGUUGCAGUGAAACUGUUGGACUGGGGAGAGGAUGGCAUGGCCACAGCUGCUGAAACUGCUGCUCUGCGGGCAUCAUUUCGGCAGGAGGUUGCUGUUUGGCACAAACUUGACAAUCCAAAUGUUACAAAAUUCGUUGGUGCUUCUAUGGGUACUUCAAAUCUUAAGAUUCCUUCGAAGAAUCCUUCUGAAGAUUACACCACCCUUCCUUCUCGGGCUUGUUGUGUUCUUGUGGAAUUUCUCCAUGGUGGAACAUUGAAAAACUACUUGUACAAAAACAGGAAAAAGAAACUUGCCUUUAAGAUUGUCCAUCAGCUUGCUCUUGAUUUGGCCAGAGGGCUGAGCUAUCUGCACUCAAAAAAAAUUGUACAUCGUGAUGUAAAAGCUGAAAACAUGUUGUUAGACACUAGUAGAAAUUUAAAAAUUGCUGAUUUUGGAGUUGCUCGUGUUGAAGCACAAAAUCCCAAAGACAUGACCGGGGAAACUGGAACCCUUGGGUACAUGGCCCCAGAGGUACUUGAUGGCAAGCCCUACAACAGAAAAUGUGAUGUAUAUAGCUUUGGUAUUUGCUUAUGGGAAAUUUAUUGCUGUGAUCUCCCAUAUCCAGAUCUUAGCUUUGCUGAAGUUUCUUCUGCCGUUGUUAGACAGAAUUUGCGACCAGAAGUCCCCAAAUGUUGUCCAAGCUCUCUAUCACAUAUCAUGAAGAAAUGCUGGGAUGCAAAUCCAGACAAACGACCUGAAAUGGAUGAGGUAGUGAAAUUGUUGGAAGCCAUUGACACAAGCAAAGGAGGAGGAAUGUUACCCGAAGACCAAGUUAUAAAAGGCUGUUUCUGCCUUGUUCGUAUCUGCAAGAAUCUAUUGACAAGAACCUCUCGUUCUCCUCCCUUGAUAUGGAUGUACUGCUCAGGCUUCGCUAUUUUUCACCAGAUUGCAAUUGUUUCUGCCUUUUCAUUUCAGGAAAACUCCGAUGUUUUUAAUCCACUGGCCCGACUAACCCAGAUUGUGCCAGACAAACCCACUAUGGGGAUUCUAGCGCUUUCUAUCGAAGAAGAUUUCAUUUAAGGGCAAUUCUACAAGUAUUUAGUUGGCUAAAGAUUCUGUUAUGCUAUAUGGUAAUGGCAAGACUAGACUCUUUUGGUUUACUGUUAAAGUUGAACAUGAGAUUUCAGUCAUUGUUGCUAA
Molecule: messenger RNA, 1719 nt
Organism: Solanum dulcamara
Lineage: Eukaryota; Viridiplantae; Streptophyta; Magnoliopsida; Solanales; Solanaceae
Product: serine/threonine-protein kinase STY13-like
Exons: 8
Coding region: 214-1599 (461 amino acids)
Biological process (GO): protein phosphorylation
Cellular component (GO): plasma membrane
Molecular function (GO): protein kinase activity; ATP binding
Source: RefSeq, a predicted model, not a curated record